Messenger RNA from Pestalotiopsis fici W106-1, 2184 nucleotides. RefSeq lists its product as uncharacterized. The transcript has 2 exons. NCBI's taxonomy places the organism in Eukaryota, Fungi, Ascomycota, Sordariomycetes, Amphisphaeriales, Sporocadaceae. The coding region runs from base 1 to 2184 and encodes 727 amino acids. The record is from RefSeq and is a predicted model, not a curated record.
AUGCCAGGGCCCUCUUCUUUCCCCCCCAAACCAGAGAAAAAAAACCAGGCUAGCUGGCGACCGACGCCACGGGUGCGCGAGUCACAUUCUCACCCCUCGGACGGAGGCCGCAGCCGCGCGACCGACGACAAUUCAUUCAGCUCCAUCCAAAUCAUCACCAAAUCCUCAACCCAUCCCUCGGCGCAAAACACCUACAACGCUGAACGGCCACCAAAUCGUCGCGACUCAACUGCUGCACUCAUAUUAGGACGCCUUUGCGGUGCUCAUGUCUCACUACCGGCGGUUGGCCGUGUAGGCUGGGACUGUAAUUGUUUUUUAGAGGUCAUGGCCGCUGAGCGAUACCCAACCAUCAAGGUGGAACAGCAGGCUACCAUCAUCCCCGUCUGGCCGUCAAUCGAACAAGAUGCUACUGUCAAGUCGCCCAAGUCCGAUCCUGGCGCUGGCGAGGCCGAUGGCAGCUCACCUGUCACCACCUUCACCACCACAAGCCCCAGCCCAGUGGCCGCGGGCGACAAUGCUGCCAUGCCACGCUCGGUGACGCUGGCUGCACCAGCCAAGUUUCGCGGCCAGCAUCCACCCGGCCUCUGGGAGAGUCUCAAACAGGAGAUUCGCCACCUUUACAUCGACGAAGAAUUGCCUCUCAAGGAAGUCCGCGAAAUCAUGAUGCGGAAAGGCUUCGUCGCAACCGAGAAGAUGUACAAGGACAAGUUCGCCAAAUGGGGUUUCAACAAGAAUAACCGCAAGAAAGACGUGGCAAAAAUUGUCAGUCAUCAAAAGCAGCGCAAAGUUGCUGGUAAGUCGACCGUCUAUUACCGCAAUGGUAAGGUCGUCAAUCUCGAAUCAUAUAUCAAGAGGGCAAAGCUGUCCCCCGAAGACCUCCUCGAGGCCGCUGAGGAGGAGAAUCUACCAAGCUAUGUCAGGUCGCGGACACCGCCACCGCAAAGCGCCAACCCAAAGCCCGACUAUAUUCAACCAUUGGGUUAUUACAAUGUUAGGGACCUAUUGUUCAAGUGUUUCCGCCAUCUGGGAGCUCGUGCCGACUCUGUCCUUGACAAGGACUCUGCUCUUGCUGCCUACACCAACUACCCCACAACAGAUCUCUACUUUACAAUCAGGAACCUUCGCGAUGCCGCGUGGCUUUUCAAGGAAGACCGGACCAGGGAGGGUGGCGUGCUCGUGCGUCGAGCCUUUGACCAUCUUCAUGUCUUGGUCGAGGAUCCAAAUCCCUGGGCCCUCUGUGAUCUGCUCAUGUUCCAAAUGGGUGUCCUUCAGUACGGUCACCAAACGCUCAUCUGGAAGUUCUUGGCGGAUUAUGCAGCGACCGGAAAAGGACCUUUGGAAUGGUUACAUAACGUCUUCAAGGCAUUGCACGAAUUCUUUGAAAACUACCCAAUCGAAACGUGCCUUGAAUUCUUGGCAGAACAGGUCGGGGUCAUCUACCCUUUGAUGGUAGUUCAGGGUACGAAGAAGAACAUGCAACUAUUCUUACAGGGUGUGGUAAACAGCAAAUCGCGUCACCACUACCACAUACAGCCGGUACGGAGGUUCACAUUAGCGAUUGAAUCCCAGUCGCUUCCACGCGCCAAGGACGUUUUGGAGCCAGAAAACCCCCUCUUCCGGUUCCACGAAUUAUUCACGAUUGGCCUAGAGACGGGCUGGAAAGACGAGCGGUGUCUGUCUCUAGCGACAGAACUUUACAAGUCAGAAACAGAUCUCAACUCAAGGCGGUUAUCAUUACGCGCGCUGGCUUACUACCACAUGGGCCGAUGCCGACCUGAAUCACCAGCAAUGGCCGCAGCCAACCCCCGGUAUGGUUAUGCAAAGCAGUAUAUGCAACAGGCCUUGGAUUUGGCCCCCCACGCAACUUUUGGAGGGCUGAGUGGUGGAGCACUAAGGGAGAUAUGGGAGGACUCGAAACUCCUCGAGCAGUGGCACUUGGAGGAUGGUGACACUGCAGCAGCCCAAGCACUGGUGCAGAAUCGACAAGAUGCGCUCACUCGCUUUAUUGGCUCGCUGGAUAUACCGGCCAGAGCAUCAUCGCCUGCCUGGUCAGCUGCAACAGCACAAUCACCAGCUGCCUGGUCAUCAGGCCAGUCACCUGUACCUUGGUCACCAGGACAGUCACCGGUAGCCUGGUCGUCAGCGGCCCCUUCGCCGCCACCGCAUUCUCCAUUGCUAUCGUAA